Molecule: messenger RNA, 3400 nt
Organism: Linum trigynum
Lineage: Eukaryota; Viridiplantae; Streptophyta; Magnoliopsida; Malpighiales; Linaceae
Source: the annotation of a GenBank genome assembly
GCUAUUAAGCCAAUAAGAAAUUGACACGUUGGGUGGUUCUUCAAGUUAAACCGUUGUUCGCAAAUAGCAGAAGUAAAGUACUCGAGAAGGAAUGGUUGAAUCUGUUUGAAACCAAAAUUUCCAACACAAAUUACAAGUCUCUCCCGCGCCGCGUCCGUAGAGCUUUUCCUUAACCGCUACGAUUCGCCAUCUCCGAUCGAGCCUCGCGGUAUAACUUUCACUAGCCGGACGGCGAUUCGCAUUUCCCCCGAUCUUGGGAAGAGACCGGAGGAGGAGAAAAGAACACAGAAAUGGCCGGCCGAUUCGGCUUCGGGUCAUCUGCACCGGCGAAGAUGAGAGUCACCAACACUCCUUCCACGGAUCUCGCCCUCACCAACCUCGCUUACUGCUCCGCCACCGAUCUCCACAACUUCGCCGUCCCCGGGACCAAGCUGUUCAUGGCCUUGAUCGCCGACAGAGUCGUUCUCAAUCUCUCAUAUCCUUUCGCACUUCCUCGCUGCUGCUUCAUUUCUCUAAUUUCUGCUCGUAGAUUCGAUAAUCCGUAUCUUCUGCUCAAUGAAAAUUGAUCGGCGAUAUUGAUUUUUCGGUCGAGUGAAUUUGGCCCCAUCUGAUUUUUGGUUGUAGAAUGGGAAUUUGCUCAGUUGAAGCUAUUAGGGAAUCGAUUUUUCAGCUCCUUCUUCAUUUGUGUGCCGAUUCUAUUCUCUGAUGUGUUAAUGGUGAUGGCAUUCUUUGUUGUGUAUUGUCGUGGUUUUGUGUUCUUUCAACCUAUGUUUGUGGCCUUAACCAAGAAUUACGCCCCAUCAGAGCAUUCAGAGUGAGCAUAUUGCGCUGAAUGCUGUUCAGCGUCGGCAUAUUCAAGUUUCUUCCGGCGAUGAAGUGUCGAUCACCAGGUGAUUACUGAUUACUCCUUUGCAUUUUCUCUCUGUGGCGCAUUUGGAUUUUUUUUUUUUUUUUUUUUUUGUUAUUUAUUGUUCUUUGGGUAUCUUGCUUAUAGGUUUAUUCCUCCUGAGGACUUCAACCUUGCAUUGCUUUCACUUGAGCUGGAAUUUGUGAAGAAGGGAGCCACUAGAACUGAACAGGUAAAGCGCAUUGGUGCCUAUUUUUUCGUUUUAAGCAUGGGUAAUGGUUGGCAAGUAUCCUAUUGCUUUAUGCAGCUUAAUUGGAUUAGCAUGGGUUCAUACUUGUAGGUUGAUGCUGCUGUGCUCUCAAAUCAGCUUAAGAAAAGAUUUAUGAACCAGAUUAUGACUUCAGGGCAAAGAGUCACAUUUGAGUAUCAUGGGACAAACUACAUUUUUACCGUUAAUCAAGCCACUGUGGAGGGCCAAGAUAAAUCUGGGGAUGUAGAAAGAGGGAUGAUAGCUGCUGACACGUACUUCAUUUUUGAAGCACCAACUGCUAGUGGCAUAAAGAUCGUUAAUCAACGUGAAGCAGCCAGUAGCAAUAUCUUUAGGCAUAAGGAGUUCAAUCUGGAGAAACUUGGCAUUGGGGGCUUGGGUGCAGAGUUUGCAGAUAUAUUUCGAAGAGCUUUCGCAUCUCGUGUUUUUCCACCUCAUGUGAUAAGCAAGUUGGGGAUUAAGCAUGUGAAAGGCAUGCUGCUUUAUGGACCUCCUGGUACUGGGAAAACUUUGAUGGCUCGUCAGAUUGGGAAAAUGCUGAACGGAAAGGAACCUAAGAUUGUUAAUGGUCCAGAAGUCCUCAGCAAAUUUGUUGGUGAAACUGAAAAGAACGUCAGAGAUCUGUUUGCAGACGCUGAAAAUGACCAAAGGAUGCACGGAGAUCAAAGUGAACUGCACGUGAUCAUCUUUGAUGAAAUUGAUGCUAUAUGCAAGUCAAGAGGAUCAACAAGAGAUGGCACAGGAGUUCAUGACAGCAUCGUAAACCAGUUGCUUACAAAGAUCGAUGGUGUGGAGGCACUGAAUAAUGUUUUGCUUAUUGGAAUGACCAAUAGAAAGGAUUUGCUUGAUGAAGCACUUAUGAGACCAGGCCGGCUGGAGGUUCAAGUUGAGAUUAGCCUUCCUGAUGAAAAUGGUCGUCUUCAGAUUCUUCAAAUUCAUACAAACAAAAUGAAGGAGACCUCUUUUCUUGCUCCUGAUGUGAACCUUAUGGAGCUUGCUGCUCGCACAAAGAACUAUAGUGGUGCAGAACUUGAAGGUGUCGUAAAAAGUGCUGUGUCAUUUGCCUUGAAUAGACAAUUAAGUCUGGACGACUUGACCAAGACAGUUGAUGAAGAGAGUAUCAAAGUCACAAUGGACGAUUUCUUGCAAGCGCUCCAUGAUAUUGUUCCUGCGUUUGGAGCUUCCACUGAUGAUCUUGAGCGGUGCAGGCUCAAUGGUAUGGUGGACUGUGGCAAACGGCAUCAGCAUAUAUAUCAAAGGGCUAUGCUGUUGGUGGAGCAAGUCAAAGUCAGCAAAGGAAGUCCGCUUGUUACCUGUCUUAUGGAAGGCAGUAGUGGCAGUGGUAAAACUGCGUUGGCAGCAACUGUUGGCAUCGACAGCGAUUUCCCUUAUGUCAAAAUAGUCUCAGCUGAAACAAUGACUGGCCUCCAUGAAAGCACCAAGUGUGCACACAUUGUCAAGGUCUUUGAAGACGCUUACAAAUCACCACUAAGCAUCAUAAUCCUCGAUGACAUCGAGAGAUUGCUGGAGUAUGUAGCUAUUGGUCCUCGUUUCUCAAACAUUAUUUGUCAGACCCUUCUGGUCUUGCUCAAACGUCUUCCUCCCAAGGGAAAGAAACUCCUAGUGUUUGGGACAACCAGUGAGGUGGAGUUCUUGGACUCGAUCGGCUUCUGCAAUGCAUUCUCCAUAACUCACCACAUCCCAACUCUCAAGACCGACGACGCCAAGAAGGUGCUGCAACAACUCAACGUAUUCGCCCCACAGGACAUCGAUGCAGCGGCAGAAGCAGUGAACGAUAUGCCCAUCAAGAAGCUGUACAUGUUGAUCGAGAUGGCAGCACAAGGCGAGCAUGGUGGAUCGUCGGAAGCUAUCUACUCCGGCAAAGAGAAGAUCAAGUUCAAUCACUUCGUCGACUGCCUCCAAGACGUUAUCCGAUACUGAGUGAGGACCAUGUCCUUGUGACAUUGUACUUUUGACCAUGUUCUUGUCUUCAUUUUUGGAAUUUGUUUGGAUGCCUGGUUUGUCCAUCUCUAUAGGCUUUUUGCGAUGAAACUAGAACAUGUAACCCGAGUUUAUUGCACUAUUUCGACUAGUAAGGAAUCACUGCUAGUGCUACACAAUUUUUUUUUUUUAAGUUACAAAUGAUUUUUGUCUCGUUGGUUUGAUAUUUGUAGAAUUCAUGUGUUACGCAUUUGAUUAUUUCAACCACAAAUUAGGUUUCGAGCACUCGUUUCUUUUGUAGUCUUUAUGUUUGAUUCUAAUAUCAAGAAACUUGUCAAUGAAGC